Molecule: messenger RNA, 186 nt
Organism: Cetraspora pellucida
Lineage: Eukaryota; Fungi; Glomeromycota; Glomeromycetes; Diversisporales; Gigasporaceae
Source: the annotation of a GenBank genome assembly
AUGCCUGUUAAUAUUCAGGUUGAAGGUUUUAAUACUACUAAUAGUAGCCUUUCUGUAUUAAAACAAGAAAAACUCGUAAUAAAAGAAUUUUUCGAUUUUACAAUUUUUAAACAUAAUCAAGAAGCAGUAACAGAGGAGGAAUUAACAAUAUACUCACAAGAUACUAGUGUUUCUGAUAAUGAAUAG